UUGUAUAUAUCUUAACAGUUUUCUUCGUCAAAUUCCGACUUCGUACUUGCAUUCACCACCGCUAUUUGAUUUUGACCACUUGGAAGUGGUAAGAACUACUCUAUGUGUGUGUGAAGAAACAAGAAAUGAAAUCCACUUUUCUUUGCUCAAUUACAUGAUAUUGUUUAUAUUAAAGGAGAAACAAAAUGGAUAUGUCUUUUGUUUAUGGGAAAUACCCCAAUUCUACCUUUGGGAAGCCCAUUGCCUCUCCAAGUUCACUCUUUACAGCUCAGUUUCUAGCAGUGCCUCAAAAUAGUGGAAUCUGUAUUACUAAUAUCAAGUUCUCGCCUCGUAUAAUUGUGUCUAGAGCAGCAUCGGAUUCAAAGGACUUCAAUGUGGAUAUUGAACUAGGUAAUGAUACAUCUGUGAGUACAAGUAAUGGUAGUGGUGGUGGCAUUCUGAAUGGGAAGGCAGCCAAAGGGUCAGGGACCACCGCCAGAGAACGCCGGUUAUUGAGGGUUCGAGAGGAGAAGAGGAAGCGUGAAUAUGACCAUCUUCGUAACUAUCCUGCUUGGGCAAAGGUGUUGGAAGAUGCUUGUAAAAAUGAUUUGGAGCUUCGAGCUGUUCUGGGAGAUAGUGUUGGUAACCCAGAACUUAUGAGAGAGAGGGUUGAAGAAAGAGUUCGACAGAAAGGGCAAAAUUUUCAGAAGUCCAAAGCAGGAUCAGUCCUUGCCUUCAAAGUCAGCUUUAGAGAUUUUAAUCCUUUAGAUUCCUACAUAUGGUUUGAGUUAUAUGGAUCACCGUCGGACAGAGAUGUAGACCUUCUUGGCAGUGUUAUUCAGUCAUGGUACGUGAUGGGUCGCUUAGGCGCAUUCAAUUCAUCCAAUCUACAGAUGGCAAGUUCAUCGAUGGAAUACAAUCCUUUGUACGACGCAGAUAAGGGUUUUAAGGUGAUGCCUUCGUCGUUCCAUGAUAUAAGUAAUGUUGAAUUCCAGGACAAUUGGGGCAGGAUUUGGGUAGACCUGGGAACGGCUGAUUUCUUUUCAAUUGACGUUCUCCUCAAUUGCUUGACUGUAUUAAGCUCAGAGUAUUUGGGCAUUCAACAGGUAGUUUUUGGCGGGCGCCGAAUGGGAGAUUGGGAAGAGGGGAUGACUAGUCCUGAAUAUGGAUACAAAUACUUCAAAAUCUGAAAGUCUUUUACGCAAAGAAUUAAGAAACAGUUUUCCGCUGAAUUUGGGGUCGGCACAAGAAAUGCUCUACCAUGGUGGUGCUAGAAAAUCUGUUCGUUAGUAUUUCUUUUAGGAAUUAUGUUCUUCGUAUUUUUAUUAUUUCUUAAAAUAUCACCGAUGCUUAAGAUGAGAUGAGCAUUGAAGAUCCUGUGUUUGUGUGUGUAAUCAACAAAUUGAAAAUAAAAUCCAUUUUCUCCACAA
Messenger RNA from Olea europaea var. sylvestris, 1409 nucleotides. RefSeq lists its product as uncharacterized. The record is from RefSeq and is a predicted model, not a curated record. NCBI's taxonomy places the organism in Eukaryota, Viridiplantae, Streptophyta, Magnoliopsida, Lamiales, Oleaceae. The transcript has 9 exons. The coding region runs from base 186 to 1169 and encodes 327 amino acids.